Molecule: messenger RNA, 1372 nt
Organism: Cornus florida
Lineage: Eukaryota; Viridiplantae; Streptophyta; Magnoliopsida; Cornales; Cornaceae
Exons: 3
Coding region: 186-1241 (351 amino acids)
Biological process (GO): defense response to fungus
Molecular function (GO): metal ion binding
Source: RefSeq, a predicted model, not a curated record
CUAGCUCAAUCUCGAGGAAACUUCCUUUGACUGAAUUCCUCACGAAUUGAAUUCUAGAAAUUGCAACAAAAAUCAGACAAGCUUGAAAGAGAAGUCUUGAGAAUUCCUUAAAAGCAUUACUUCUGACAUUCUAGAGAGAGAAAACCCCAAUUUUAUCUUUGAUUUUCAGUGAAAAAAGCAUACAGAUGGCGUCGGCGUUGAUUGGAGGGGCGGCUUUGGGAGCAGCUUUCGGUGAAUUAAUGAAAGUUGCUGUGGAUGUGGCUGAAAAAACCAUCAACUUCAAGUCUGAACUCGGCAUAUUUGUAUCGAUUCUGAAUUCACUCGCACCAAUUGUACUCGAUAUUGAGGGGUUGAACAAAAAAUUGGAUGUUCCGGAGGAAGAAACCAAAACGUUCACCCAUCUGUUGAAAAAGGCAACGGAUCUGGUGCGCAAGUGCUCGAAAUUUGAGGGUUUGAACUGCAUCAAGAGAUUUUCUUACUCGAGGAAGCUCAUGGAAUUUGGCGAUUCGCUUGAGAAAUUCUUUCAGAUAUAUGUGCAGGCUGUGCAGACAAGAGAUAACAAGAAGAUUCUGGUGAAAGUGAAUGAACUAGAGGAUUUGUAUGGAAACAUUCUGGUGAAAGUGAAUGAAAUGGCGAAAUGGGAAAUGGCGGAAUUGUAUGAAAAGUUUGUGGAGAAAGCGACGUGGAUGGAUUUGAUAUUCGAUGAAAAGAUGAUCGAUAUGAAAGCGAGAUUGGAUGAAAAGAUGAUUGAGAUGUUUGCGAUGUUGGAUGAAGAGAUUGUGGAGAAUGAUAAUAAAAUAGAUGCGAAAUUGAAAGAAAUAUAUGCCAAAUUGGAUGAAAAAAUGAAUGAAAUGGAGGCCAAAUUGGAUGAAAAGUGGUCGACUAUGAGGAAAGGUGGAUGGGUUUAUGAUUGGAACAUAGCUCCAGCCACCAAUCACCUUCACUUUAAGGCAGUUGAUGUUAAAGUCGAAAUGGACUCUGAUGAAUGCGAAAGGGGAGUGAUAUAUUCUGUUAUUUCCAUGGAAGGUGUGAAAUCUGUGGAGGUUAACCGAAAGCAAAACCGGGUGACAGUUAGUGGCUAUGUUGAUCCAAACAUGGUCUUGAAGAAGGUGAAGAGUACUGGAAAGAGAGCUGAAUUCUGGGCUCACAUGCCAUAUAAUUUUCCUGAGGCCUCAAAUAUGACUGAGGAGAGAUUCAAUAUCUUCAGUGACGAAAACGCAAAUGGAUGUUCCAUCAUGUGAAGUACUGCUGCUCGUGUGUGAGUUUUUUUAGAUGUGUUUUUACAUUUUUAUAAUAAGUGUGAUUGAAUUCUUGUAAUUUAAGUUGAUACUCAAACUUAACAAGAAAUACACCUGGUAAAACAAUCACAACU